AUGUCAGUAAACGGUGAUAGCGAACCAGAACGCAAAACAAGCAAUGACAAGGAUUCCAAGGCUGAGAUCAAAGUCGGAGAUGAACAUCAGGCUCAAAUCCCAAUGUACGAAGGUCCCUACAGCCAACCCAACGAAGCCGGUGAUUUCAUGGAUACCGGCCUCACAAGCAUCUUUCGCCAAACAACAGAGCUCGAAACCUGCAUCUGGCGACCACCAAACAUCAAGAUUCCAGAGCACAAAGUCCAGGAGUUUGUUGAAAAAUGUUACCUCGAACACGGCUGGGCCGAGGAACAAGCACUGGGGAUUUUGUACGUGAGAAAGUUUAAUUUUCGCAGAGCAAUGGAUACAACUAAAACGUUCGAACCCAUGCCCAGUGUGAUGGAAAGCUUCACAGAGGAUGAUAAGAACGCGUUCUUUUAUGCUUAUAAGGUGCACUCGAGACAGUUUAGCAAGCUUAAAGGUACCGAUGAUACCAGAUAUGAUAUCAAACUUUCAAAAAUAAAAGGUUACCUGCCGCACAAAAAAAUCUCGGAGCUCGUCAAUUUCUACUACAUUUGGAAGAGGAAAGGAGGUCUCAAGAAGAAAAUCAGCCGCCUGAAUUCAGGUUCAAGGCAUUAUGACCUCGAUGCUGAUCCUGAAACGCCUGAACUCAAAGAAGAAGAAUCUGACGAAUUUUUGGACUCCGUCUUCAACGACAUCCCAAAAGAAGAAAAAGAAAGAAUCGAGAAAAGAGCGCAGCAUGAAAUCUAUCAGACGUAUCAAUCAAUUCAACUCUUCAAGCAAAAAGUCGAGGCGCAGAAAAACGAGACUCAGAAGAAGCUCAGAUCGUACAAUCCAAAUGGCGAACUUGACUUGGACCAGAUUCUCAAAGACAGACAAAUUGGCACACAAAACGUCUCCACCAUCUUCACUCCUUUCGAAGUCGCCGCUUUACUGAAAGGAGUCACCGAAUUCGGCCCCAAUUUUGAGCUCUUGUCCAGAAUCAUCCCUACGAAAUCACCGGCAAUGCUUCAACACUUCUUCGAGCAAAAGAAAAAAUUGAUCAAACAGCAUUGUUGUAACAUUCAAAGUUGA
Oikopleura dioica is the source of this 1074-nucleotide messenger RNA. The record is from the annotation of a GenBank genome assembly. NCBI's taxonomy places the organism in Eukaryota, Metazoa, Chordata, Appendicularia, Copelata, Oikopleuridae.